CGAACACGUUCAUUUGAUUAGAAUCUAUUACAUAAGAUGAAACCGAUGUAAAAUUUAUAUUUAACAAAUUAAAAGAUCUUAAAAUUAUCAAAACAUCACGUGACUUGAAUUAUGUCAAUUUCCAUUUAAAUUUUCAUUUUUAUAAUGUGAUGGAAUAUAUCACAUUUUAUAAAGAGGUUACAAACGCUACAACACAGCCUAAACCAAUUAAGACUCAAGUUAGAAAAGGAAUAUUAAAGAAAACAAAAUAUAUGAGUGAAAAUUUACCAGUUAAAGAUGACAUUACUCCUAAACAGAGACUGUCAAAGCCUAAAGUGGAGUUUGUCGUGGAAAGUGAAGAUUCUGGGAAGAAUGAGUUAAAUAAGCCAUCUAUAGAAGAUUCUGAUUUAUCUCAGGAUAGUAAAUCCACAGAAGAAGGAUCUGUUCAAAAACCAAAUGUGAAACAUGUUACAAUUCACGAAGAGAAAAAUACUUUCAGACAAGAUAAUAUUCUUGAACAGUUUGAACAAAGACAAAAGCAAAUGGAACAAGAAAAUGCUAAGAGGAAAUCACUUUUGACUAAAGCUAUUGCUGAUAGGUAAUCCUUUCUGUUUUAAUCUUGUUAAUUUGCAUGUAUUUUUCUUAUUUAAUGAUAGCUCUGAGAUGAUAAAUUUAUCACAAAUGUAUGUAAAACUUUAUAGUAAUGUUAUUUUAUAGUUUUAUUUA
Messenger RNA from Centruroides sculpturatus (bark scorpion), 705 nucleotides. Its product is annotated as RAB6-interacting golgin-like. NCBI's taxonomy places the organism in Eukaryota, Metazoa, Arthropoda, Arachnida, Scorpiones, Buthidae. The record is from RefSeq and is a predicted model, not a curated record. The coding region runs from base 150 to 581 and encodes 143 amino acids. The transcript is spliced from 3 exons.